UUUUAUUAUGAAGGUCGGAUUGGGAGGCUCUAACCGGAAGUGCUGGAUAAAUAGCUGAAUUGGCACAGCUGUGAAAUCUCCGAGCAUCAGGUCUCUGCGUGUGCUGUUAUAGAGGACAGUCAUGUCCUCAGACCUGCUGGUGGAUCUGAGCGAUGAUCUGGGAGGAGACGAUUCUCCCGGUGCGGCUCUCGACCAGCUGAAACUGGUGCCGGAAAAGCAAUGGCCACAGGAUGAACCCGUCAGCGUCAGCAAGUCCUCUACAGAUAUUAAGAGCCUCAGCCCACACCUGACAUGGGAUGAUAAAUUCUAUGACAUUGCCAGGCAUCAAAUAGUGGAAGUGGCAGGUGAUGAUAACUUUGGCCGAAAGGUGAUAGUGUUCAGUGCGUGUCGCAUGCCACCUCAACAUCAGCUAAACCACCACAUGUUACUGAUGUACCUGAAAGACACCCUGGAUAAGUAUGUGGAGAGUGAUUACACUCUGAUCUACUUCCACCACGGCAUGACUAGUGAGAACAAAUUGUCCCUCAGCUGGCUACGAGAGGCCUACCGCGAGUUUGAAAGAAAGUAUAAGAAGAACAUUAAGGCGUUUUACAUCGUCCAUCCCACCAUGUUUAUCAGAACCGUCCUCAUCUUCUUCAAACCACUGAUCAGCUUUAAGUUUGGCCGUAAGGUCCACUACGUGAAUUAUCUAAGUGAACUGGAGGAGGUAGUGAAGUGUGAUAAGCUGGUUAUUCCCAGUCGAGUCAGAGAGUAUGAUGAUAAAAUCCGUAUGAACCUGAAGCCAUCAGUGGUACCCGGCCCAGUUUCUCCCACCCCGAGCACUCCUUUGCCCUUCCAGCAGUUUGGGGUACCGCUCUCAAUGUUAAAAGACAGGGGUGCAGAGUGGACCGGGGUCCCGCUGGUGAUGCGAGACACCAUCAAUUUCCUGCGAGAAAAGGGUCUAAAAACAGAGGGAAUAUUUCGGCGCUCUGCUAACGUGAAUCAGGUGAAGAACAUCAAACUCAAAUACAACUCAGGUGAGCAGGUGGAUUUCUUUGAGAUAGACGACGUGCAUUUGGCUGCAGUCAUUUUAAAGACGUUCCUCAGAGAGCUGCCAGAACCUCUGCUCACGUACAGACUCUACAACGACGUCGUUAACUUUAACAGCAAGGAAAGUGAUUCUCAAGCUUUUACAGUCCGGAACAUGCUGACGUCACUUCCUGAGGAGAACUAUGUGUCAUUGCGCUUCCUCGUCCAGUUUCUCGCUCAGGUGUCAGCUGAGAGCGAGGUAAACAAGAUGAUCAAUAUAAACCUGGCCGUGGUGUUCGGCCCCAAUCUGCUGUGGCCACAGGAUGCCGCCAUGACCCUCAGCUCAAUCGGACCAAUCAACAACUUCACCCGCGUCCUUCUUGACCUGAACAUGGAUGCGUUCAGCCAGUGAAACACCUGCUUCUGAAGAUAAUCCACACCGUUGUGAUUUUAUCCUUUGUGUUGUCAAAUUCACGAGUGUUGUUAAUGGGUGACAGAAAGGAAAGAGGCAGGUACAGGAUUUGAGAAACUGAGGGCGGGUUUUUUUUUAAGGAUACUUAUACCUUUUUUUUUUCCGAUUGAGGCAUGACAGAAUUCAGACAAUCAGUAAUUUGUCUUUUCUGCUUAUCCUGUUAAGAUCAUGUAGCUCUUAUCAUUAUCAUGGUACUGGAUUCUCUCUCAGACCAAACUCGGAAGCAUAUACAUACAUUACAUACAGAAAACUCCAAUCGUAUGAGUCCACAAUCAGGAAAUUUCUCAUUUGUCAAAACAGUUAUGUGGAUGGAGACGUAAUGUAGAGGUGUUAGUUGCUGCAUAAUGCAUCGCUUUCUCAGUAAACAGUGUCAUAAUAUGGAGAAAAUAAUAAAGCAAGCAAGAAGUGCAGCUCUAUUUUGGUUUCAUACAAAACUUUGAUUUUAACAUAACCAGCAGAAUCCAUAGUGAAAUUUUAGAGUGAGUUGGAAAGAUGAGGAUAUUCGGGAAAAAGUUAUGAACCGUAUUUUUAGAUGAAAAAAUACAGGGGUGGACCAAGAGUAUGGAUCCAAACUGGACUUAAAGUUUUAAGGUGAAAAAAAAUGCUCAAAUCCAUAGUGUCUGUCUGCUGAGGUUGUUGCAUGCAAAGACGAUUUUCUUCUUCAGUGCAGUGAUCGUUCUUGAUUCGGAUAACCUUAAAGAAAAAAAUGAAUAGGUUGUGUUAGAGCUGAUUUUAUUCUUUCUGGGUCUGGAAUUAAACAUGUCCAUGGAUUCAGACAUUUGGGCCUCACUGUAUUGGGUUUAGCUUUUUUUUUUUUUUUUUUUUUUUAGCUUUGGGGGAUCAUUUUGAUCGUUAUGAACCUUUUGUACAGAUAUUACUCUAGGAUCAUUCAAAGUACAGUAUAAGCUUUUUUUUGUGUAAGAAAGAAAUCCUUUUCUGUAUCAGCCAUAGUCACAGCUAUGGACCAGUAUAAAGCACUAAUACUCAAACUUGAAACACUUGUUUGUUUUUGUUUUUACCUUUAGAGGUUCAGUUAGUCUUUAUUUUAUUAUAUUUCCAAUAUUUUCAAAAUUGUAUAAUCUUUUCUACUGUAUUGGUGUCAUUCUAUGCUUUUUCUAUAGUAGUCUGAUGCAGACUGUUUUUUUAAUGUCUUUCUGUCUGUUUAAUAGCUAUAACACAUACGUACCUGCAGACUAUAUUUUACAUACCAUUGCUGUACAUGAUCGUAUUCAGUGAAGAUAAACAAAUUACAGUCAAGAGAUGCUGAUUUGGAUUCAGUGUCUGGGUCUUGUAUUGAGUUGAGGACUGACCCCAGAUUAUUGCAUCUGGAAAAAAAUUGCCCUGCAGGCAGUCAUGAUGUGUCUCAGAGUGGCAGCCCACGGUUAUUAAUGCUGAACAUGCGGAGGCAUAGAUCUGUUACUGAACAGUGGCACUGACUAAAGAUACAAAACCACAUGCCUGAGCUGUCAUGAACUUUAAAACAUCUGAUAUUUUCUCUUUCUUUCACAAGUAAUAUUGAGUUGAAAUCAAUUUUCAGAUUAUUUUCAGUGUUUUGUGAAAGACAACAGAGCUGGAACACCUGGGACUCAAUAUUAACUUCUCCAUAUUUCAGAUCAUCCAUGCAUUAUCCUGUAUAAUCACACAAUGAAACAAAAUGACAGAUGAACCUGAAGCUUGUGUUUCCAUGAACAUACAGUAUAGCACAACACCUUUUUGUUGGAUAUAAGCUGUAUUAUAUUAUAUUGUAUCUGUAGAUCAUUUCCAGAGCAGCAGGGACAGAGUCAUAAUUAUUUACGCAGUGGGCUGUUUUUUUCUCAGUCUGACUUGAGUUUCACAGCCUUGUAUAAAAUAUCCAAUGCACUGCAGUAGGUAAAGAACACCCAUAAUGCACUUUGGUGUUUUUAAGAACCAGUGCACGACUCCAGCCAGGCAAACAUGGAUGAGCAGGGUUUUAUUCAUUGAAAUAAAUAUUGAAGUGUAAAUGUUUACUGUGUUCUAACAUUACAGCAGUUAUUUAAAAAAAAAAGAUAGCAUUUAGUGACCCUCCCCAAAGCCCUUGUGUUUGUGUGCCUUACUGAAGUUUUAGCCCCGUCGUAGAUCUUCUUGUUGCAAAUUAGAGCCACGUGAGCCUCCUUCCCGUCUUCGGAUCUGUGAACUUUUGUGCCUUUUUGUCGUAAAAUCUGAACCCAGUGCCAUCCAUAUCACUUUGCUGUAGAUAUCUGUAGUUCUGCUUUCUUGCGUGUGAGAAAGCUUCAACCUCCAUCUUCACUGUUUGUGUAAUUCUUUUCAGAUCUGUACUUUUGUACAUGUGGUAAUAAAUGGUAUAUGAACAAAGGAAUAAAACAUAUACAGUGGUAUUUUAUUUAGUGCUGUAGAGGUGGGUUUUUUUUUUAACAAACAAUGGAUCUUGAAAUAAAAGGGAUUAAAUGCA
This is a messenger RNA of Clarias gariepinus (North African catfish), 3911 nucleotides long. It is a transcript of the gene arhgap1, whose product is annotated as Rho GTPase activating protein 1. The coding region runs from base 122 to 1420 and encodes 432 amino acids. Gene Ontology annotation, biological process: negative regulation of endocytic recycling; small GTPase-mediated signal transduction. The transcript is spliced from 13 exons. The record is from RefSeq and is a predicted model, not a curated record. Gene Ontology annotation, cellular component: cytoplasm. Gene Ontology annotation, molecular function: GTPase activator activity. NCBI's taxonomy places the organism in Eukaryota, Metazoa, Chordata, Actinopteri, Siluriformes, Clariidae.